Messenger RNA from Coccinella septempunctata (seven-spotted ladybird), 540 nucleotides. Its product is annotated as histone H3. The record is from RefSeq and is a predicted model, not a curated record. The transcript has a single exon. Gene Ontology annotation, molecular function: protein heterodimerization activity; structural constituent of chromatin; DNA binding. NCBI's taxonomy places the organism in Eukaryota, Metazoa, Arthropoda, Insecta, Coleoptera, Coccinellidae. The coding region runs from base 82 to 492 and encodes 136 amino acids. Gene Ontology annotation, cellular component: nucleosome.
GUGGGGACGGAUAGAAUUAUUCAUCCGUGCCGCGGAUCAGAUCGUGUAGAGAAAUAGGGAGAGUGUUCAUUAUCUUACAUUAUGGCUCGUACUAAGCAGACUGCUAGAAAGUCGACCGGGGGUAAGGCUCCGCGAAAACAAUUAGCCACCAAAGCUGCACGUAAAAGUGCUCCAGCCACAGGCGGUGUGAAGAAACCUCACCGUUACCGUCCGGGAACCGUUGCUUUACGUGAGAUACGACGUUAUCAGAAGAGUACCGAGUUGCUGAUCCGUAAAUUGCCCUUCCAGAGGUUGGUACGUGAGAUCGCUCAGGAUUUCAAAACUGAUCUCAGAUUUCAAAGUUCCGCCGUAAUGGCACUUCAAGAAGCUAGCGAAGCUUAUUUGGUUGGACUCUUCGAGGAUACCAACUUGUGUGCGAUCCACGCCAAAAGAGUAACUAUCAUGCCGAAGGACAUUCAACUUGCUAGACGUAUCAGGGGUGAACGUGCCUAAAUUUCGAUUCGGGAAUCUUACAUAUCGGUUCUUUUCAGAACCACAAAA